Lasiosphaeria miniovina is the source of this 504-nucleotide messenger RNA. RefSeq lists its product as uncharacterized. The record is from RefSeq and is a predicted model, not a curated record. Lineage: Eukaryota; Fungi; Ascomycota; Sordariomycetes; Sordariales; Lasiosphaeriaceae. Bases 1 to 504 code for a protein of 167 amino acids. The transcript is spliced from 3 exons.
AUGGACGGCGAUGGUCAAGGUACUGCCGCACCAAAGCCGCUGGCCAGCAUUGUCCGGCUGCUCAAACGACUCCAGCCGGCGCUGGCUGCGAACACAGGACAGCCCCAUCCGGCCAACAACUCGCCAGGGGGCUUCGCCAUCAACUGGCAGAGCCUGCUCAACUACAUCGAGCCUCACUUGUACGGGUACACUCCCAUGUACAAGGCCCCGAGAACCAUCCAGCCCAUCUUCCGCAGCCAGACAUACGGCUCCAAAACGAAGGCCUGGACGGCCCACGAGGACAAGGCCGUCAGCGGACUCCUCGGGGACCUGCCGCAGUCUUUCCGCGCCCUCCCCGUCGCCUGUCCGCACUGCCGCAACACUGCGCCGGCCAGCGACUACGGCGGCGCCUGGUACGAGGCUCGCUGCGGUUCCCGCGCGCGCACGUUCAAGCCCACCGUGCGAGCUCUGGUGCGGAGUUUGUACGGCUCUGGGAAUUAUGACCAGCCGCUCUUUUUGUAUUAG